This is a messenger RNA of Bombus huntii, 2917 nucleotides long. It is a transcript of the gene Tsf2, whose product is annotated as melanotransferrin. Gene Ontology annotation, cellular component: extracellular region; early endosome; recycling endosome. The record is from RefSeq and is a predicted model, not a curated record. The transcript is spliced from 9 exons. Gene Ontology annotation, biological process: iron ion transport. The coding region runs from base 77 to 2548 and encodes 823 amino acids. Lineage: Eukaryota; Metazoa; Arthropoda; Insecta; Hymenoptera; Apidae.
AGUAAGUUUGUAGAGUACUAAAGUAAUGGGUGUUGCCUUUCGUAGCAAUUAAUGCUUAGACGAAGAAAGUAUAAAAAUGCUACCAAACAAUUGCAUAAAUCUAAUUUUAAUACUCUUCAGUUUAUCCUGUCGUUUUAUAUAUGGACAAAACCUCAACAAUACUGUUACAUGGUGUACAAUAUCUGAUGCUGAACAGGAUAAGUGCAAAGCAUUUUCAAGAGCAGUUGAUCGCGAAAUAACAUAUUUUGGGCGUAGUUACAUUUCUGUGCAAUGCAAACAAGCAUUUAAUAAAGAAGGAUGCAUGGCUAUGUUGGAUCAAGAAAAAGCAGAUAUAACCACUUUAGAUGCUGGUGAAAUUUUCAUGGCAGGACGCUAUCAUAGUUUAAUCCCAUUAAUGCAGGAAAUAUAUGAAAGUGGUGUCAAUUAUCAAUAUGCGGUAGCAGUUAUUAAAAAAGGAUCUUUACCAGAUGUCCAGAGUUUACGUGAUUUGAGGGGUAAAAAGGCUUGUUUUGCUGGCCUUGGGAUGCUUGCUGGUUGGGUUAUUCCAAUUUAUACACUUAUGAAAGAAGGUGGAUUAGAAAUUAUAGAUUGUAAUAAUCAUGUUAAAUCUACCAUCAAAUAUUUUGGGCCCAGUUGUGCUGUAAAUUCAUUGAUAGAUAAAUAUAAUCCAUUAGGUGAUAACUCUGAUCAAUUAUGUAAAUUGUGUAUUGGAAAGAUACCUGGAGAGAGGUGUACAACUUCAGAUCCUUAUGCAGGAUAUGAGGGAGCAUUUAGAUGUUUGGUAGAAGCAGGAGAAAUUGCUUUCUUAGUAGACACGACUGUGGAUGAGAUGACAUCAACAACAUUUGACUUUAAUUCUGUAAAGAAGGAGCAAUUUGAAUUACUUUGUCGAGAUGGUACUCGUAAACCGAUUAGUGAAUACAAAUAUUGUAAUUGGGGUAUAGUUCCAUCACGCGCUAUAGUUACAUCGUCUGCUACAAAAAUCGAAACCCGUCGAUUAUAUCAGCGAUUUUUAAAGACAGCAGUUCAGGUACUACGCAGACAUAACGCAAAAAAUUCGACCGAAUUUUAUGACAAUCGUUUCGAAAAUCGGCCAGAUUUUAAUAAUAGAUUUAACAACACUGAAUAUGUUAAUCCAAAUGAAUAUAGCACAGAUAACUUUGAAAAUCGUAACGGGAAUGAAAGAAGCUAUAAUGGAAAUGAUUUGAAUACAUGGGAUAACACAGAAUCAACAAACAUACAACCAAUAGAGACUUUCAAUUUAUUUGAAUCUGCACCUAAAUAUGGAAUGCAUCAUAAUUUGAUUUUUUCUGAUACAGCCAGAGAUUUCAUGGAAUUAAGUGAAAAAGAACAAGUGUAUACUGGUUAUUUAGGUAGAUCCCUUGAUGUAAUAUUAGAAAUGCGACGUUGUCCCGUCAGUAAAAUGACCCUAUGUAUUACGUCUGAUCCAGAAAUGGAAAAAUGUAUAAAAAUGAAGAUAGCAUUAAAGGCGCAAUUGUUGAAGCCAGAAUUAAAUUGUCACAAAGGUUACAGUCAAAUUCAUUGCAUGCAGGCUAUACAAAGUGGAAUUGCUGAUGUGGCAGUAUUAGACACCAGCGACGUAUAUACUGCUGGUUUACGCUUUGAUUUGAUUCCAUUUAUAUCUGAAGUUUACAAUUUACCUACGCCAGAAUAUUAUGUGGUUGCAGUGGCAAAAGAGGAGGAUGACAACACAGAUUUAACUUAUCUAAAAAAUAAGAACACUUGUCAUACAGGAAUCAAUACAGCGGCAGGUUGGGUGUAUCCGUUAGCAUAUCUUAUUUCAAAUACAUGGAUCAGGGGUUAUGGUUGUGAUUCAGUUCACGCUGCUGCGGAAUAUUUUAGUAAAUCUUGCAUUCCGGGCGCGCUUAGUACCGAAUACAAUACAGGAGUGCCAUAUGACAAUAUGUGUGAUCUGUGCCAUGGUGCCAGCUUCCAGUACUGUCGUAGAGAUGCAUCUGAAGAUUAUUAUGGGUAUACUGGUGCCUUUAGAUGUUUAGUCGAGGGGGGCGGAGAUGUAGCUUUUGUGAAGCACACAACAGUCGCAGAAAAUACAGACGGAAAACGACGAGAAACGUGGGCACGUAAUACUUUCACUAAAGAUUUUGAAUUGCUUUGCCCAGACGGCACUCGUCGACCAACAACCGAUUACAUACAUUGCAAUUUAGGAAAAGUGGCAGCGAAUGCAAUAGUUACACGUGGUGGAUAUUAUGGAUAUAACGAGACACAAAUAAACGCUUACAUAAACUUGUUUAUUUACGCCCAACAAUUUUAUGGCAGAAAAGAACAGGACGAAUUUAGUUUUAGUAUGUUUUACAGUCAGCCGCCUUAUAGCGAUUUGAUUUUCCAGGACGCUACACAGCAGUUAGUAGUAAUACCACCAGAAAAAAGAGAGUUUAGUGCGUAUUUAGGCCCAGACUUUAUGAGAGCUAGAAGAAUUGUAGAUUGUAAUGCCGGUGCAUCAGCUAUAGAGCAUUCGAUAAUAGCUACGAUAGCUAUGAUUAUAUUUGCUUACAUACUUAGUAGGUAAAUAAGGUAAAUUUUUUUAACAGAUGAAUAUAUGUACAUUCGAUAAAAAAAACUUUUAGAAAAUACAUCUAGCUAUAUUUACUAGUUUUUUAAUCUUUGUAUGAGAUGUGUUCACAAAAUUAAUCAUAUUUUUCGUAUUUUACAUACCAAUUCAGAGUUAAACGAAUGAAUGUGGUAAUGUAACACAUAGUUACGUAACGUAUAGUUCUCGACUAAAGAUUAUUGUAUAAUCCGUCCAUUUCUCGACAUUUUAGAUAAGUAUAAAAUGAUAUUUAACUGCUAUUUAACUAUAUUUGCAGUAUAACUAUACGUGUACCUUACGCCGUCCAUUAAUAUUUUUGUACGCAUUGAAUAAAGUUGUUUUAUAGUA